Messenger RNA from Drosophila guanche, 4330 nucleotides. RefSeq names its product E3 ubiquitin-protein ligase RNF123 (gene Kpc1). Gene Ontology annotation, molecular function: ubiquitin-protein transferase activity; protein binding. Gene Ontology annotation, cellular component: cytoplasm. The record is from RefSeq and is a predicted model, not a curated record. Bases 1 to 3996 code for a protein of 1331 amino acids. Lineage: Eukaryota; Metazoa; Arthropoda; Insecta; Diptera; Drosophilidae. The transcript is spliced from 11 exons.
AUGUCGAUAUCAAAAUUAUUCGUAAAAGUAUUCAAUGAAAACAUCUUUGACCAACUGGAUCAGGAGAAUCCCUAUUCAGACCUCGACGAUGACUUGGAAGGAGCCAAUUGUUCCACGCUGCCGGAAUCGAAGCCGCUCAAGAUUGACGAAUUGUCUGUGUCAAAGCAAAUGACCAUCGUCAAGACCUGGCUGGACGACAAAUUUCAGCAAAUUCAAACCGACAGCAAUGAGGAAAUUCGUCGCCUUUACGCUGAGACAGAGUCCCGCAUUGGACCGGAUCUAACCAUAUUCGAUGUGGACUACACCACAACGGUGCGCGUAUCCUCGGACCGGCUGGCCCUUCGCUCCCAAGGCAGCUUCAAUACGGUGCGAACAAAUUGUUGCGUUUAUGGCGGCCGUUGGAUGUAUGAGGUUCAACUUCACACCAAGGGAGUGAUGCAAAUGGGCUGGGCCUCCAGCCUUUGUCAGUUCAAUGAAAAUAGCGGCGUCGGUGAUACCAAAUUGAGCUACGGCUACGAUGGCAGUAAACAGCAGAUCUGGCACAUAUCCACCAAAAAAUAUGGCGACAAAUGGCAAAUUGGGGACAUAAUUGGUGUGACACUCGAUGUGGACAAGGAGCUCAUUGAAUACUAUCGUAAUGGUCGUUCUAUGGGCGUGGCAUUCAACAAGCUGGAGAAGGGUCCGGGCAUAGCGUUCUAUGCGGCCAUCUCGCUGGGCUACACUCAGGGCAUUCAGGCGAACUUUGGCAAUCGUCCGUUUGUCUAUCCAGUGCCAGGAUUUCAGCCUUUGAUGGCACGGCCCAUCCUGAAGCUGCGACGCGCCAAUCUGCUGAUGAACUACCUCACAAACCUCGCAGGCAUUUUCGCCAAAUACAAUGCUCAGUACAAGGCCUCGGCGAACCAGAGCGAAGCUCGUGUGUCCACCAAAAAGACGGUUUACUGCAUCUUUGCCACCAUGCUAAUUGAACGCUUUACCAACGAGAUCUUCGACUCGUACAUCAUUGAGGAUGUGCUGCUGGCCAGGAUUUCCAGCAUGACCAGCCUCACAGCCGAAAAGGAGAAUCCGCACAGUGUGCUGCAGGGUCUGCUGUCGCUCUUCUGGAACUUCAUGGAGGGUGACGAGAUCAAGUUUGUGCUGCGCAAGAUGGUGAAUGCGCUGCUCUCCACAUUUACGCACACGGUACAGGGCCUGGACUAUGAGAAGCAUCGCCAGGCGCUGGCCAUGCUGCACUGUCUCUGCCUGAAUGAACAGACGCGGAAGUUCCUACUCGAGGGGAAGCUUUUCAAGAAGCACUGCAUUGCAUUCUUCCUGUACAUUCAUCCGCUGGAGUUCUAUAUUAUGGAAGAGCUGCUGCCCGACUACAUGGCCUGGACGGAGGGCAUCGAUGGGCCCAAGGAAAAGUAUCUGGGCAUUGUGGAAAAAGUGCGCAAGGUGACGGAGCCACUGUAUGCCGCUCAAAAGGAUUUUCUCAGCACGCUGAUGAUCAACAGAGACGGCACGCCUACCAGUCCCUCCAGUCGCACGCUAUUCCUGGCCAAAAUGCGUCGCUAUGUGAUCGAUCUGAGCAUGGAGCAGCGGCCCUUCCAUGCUUUCUUUUUUAUGCAGUCGAGCAUUCAGCAUCCCCUAGACGCUCCGGUGGCUCUGGCCUUUGUCUGCAUUCUGAUCGAUCAGUCGCGCAACAUGUUCAGGGAGGAGCUGCCCGGCAAGAAUGUAGAAGUGAAUGCGGACUACUUUUUCGAUGGCACCUUCGACUACAUGCACUUUGAUCGCGUGGGCGGUGUCCUCUCGCAUUUGCGCAAGGUUCACCGAUCGGACAUUGAUGCGCGUCUGGGAUCGGUGCGCACACAGCAGAUUUAUGAUGAGGAUCGCAGUAAUUCGAGAACCAAUGAAAUGGACACCACUCUCUAUCUGCUUGGUGAGAAUGUCCACAAUGUGGCGGUGAUUGGACACACGCAGGGCACCAACAACACCACCUUUACGCACUUUCUCAAUCCGCGCACCAAUCAGGGUGGCGAGGCAACGCCCGGCAAUGCCGAUGCUGAGGCCAGUCUCUGUGAACUCUUGGAUCUGUGCAUCAUUUUCUACUACUCGGCGGGGCACAAGUAUAUUGUGAAAAUUGCCUCAGUCAGAGAUGAGAUUGCAGCGCUGAACGAUGUGCUCAAGGAAACGAAAUACUAUCGCGAGGACGUGGAACGCAAGCUGCUGGCUCUGGAGCAGCAUGCCAAUGUAUGCAUGAAUGAUGGCCAUCAGCAUGUAAUGGGAGAGCUGCGUGCCAAGUUUAGUCAGCGUCAAAAUGUUUUUGCGACCCGUUCCAUUUCGCUAUCCAGAAAACAAAUCUGGCUACGUGGCGUGGCCUUGAAUAACCAGCGGCGUUCGCUGCUCAUUUGGAUGCUGGAGCGCAUGAUACGCACACUGACGAACGCCUCAAACACUGGCCCAUUGUUCGCCUUUGUGCCCGAGGUGUAUGUGAAUACGUUGCCCAUACUGCUGGACGCUGUCAUGGACUUUAGUCAUCACGAUAUGAAAGCUCAGUUUGAGGCGACGGAUUCCGAGUGCGCUGUCACUUCGGCAGCAGAAUUUCUCGGCGUACACUCGGCGGAUCCGCGUAUUGUGCUUGCCUCCUGCAAGGACUCACUGCUACAAGCCCUGGGCACACUCACCUGCCACAAGGCUGGUGUGCGAGCCCUGGAACGUUCCUCGCGCAAGUCUCAAGUGGCCCUGGUGCGUGCCCUACUCCGGCCGUACGAAAACCGCGCCUGGGGCCAGAGCAACUGGCUGUUGUUGCGCUUCUGGAUGGGCGAGGGCUAUGCGUACAAGGACUCCCGACAGCCCUGUGUCUGGCAGGGCGGCUCGUUGCCGCUGCACAUGGGUCUGUGCCGCAGUCGCUCAAAGAAUGAGACGCACACGGGACUGCUGCACAAUGUGGCACCCGCCAAUCCAUCGAAGCAUUUCCAGCGCCUAAUUGGCUCCAAACUGAUUGAGGAUGAACCAUUUGCCACCAGUUUUCUCAACUCUGUGCUGAGUCAACUUAAUUGGGCGUUUUCGGAGUUUAUUCUGCUGCUGCAAGAGAUACAAAAUACCGCACAGCGUCAGGAGAACACACUGUUCGAGCCCAAGCAGCUGAAGAUCUGCUCCAUGUGCUUUGAAUUGACUGUCUCGCUGAUGCGCUGCCUGGAGAUGAUCAUCACUGUGGCGCCGGAGAUUGUUACAGAUCCUUCGCGGCCGAAUAGCGAUCUGCUGUUGAAUCGCAUUUGCCAGUUGAUCAGUCAAGUGCUGUCGCGGGUCACAGUGCCGCCGGGCUGCUUCCAGUUUGUGGUGGACAUGUGCUCGGCCGAUCUCAAUGCGGUGACACACUUUCCCAUUAUAACAGCCGCCUUGGGCAUACUGCUGGCGCUCAUGCGCAGUGAAAUGGAUGUUGAUAUCACACCGCAAAAGGUGACGCGUCUGUCGCGCGCUUUCCUCACCGAUCCCAGCUUUCAGUUUGCCACGCUGGAGUUUGCCUUGGGCGAGAUACGUACGCCGCUGCUGGAGCAGAAGGAUAUACCCCGCGGGAACUUCGAUCCGUCUGCCAGGCCGCACAUUGAUCCGCUUACCAACGAUUUACGGGUGCCGUUUCCCACCAACUCCAAGCGCAUACGUGCCGAUCCGCCCAUCAUUAAGUUUGCGCUAACAGAUUUUCCGACGCACGUCAACUCCGAGGAAAUUGACAAUAUACGCCGGCUCAUCGACGGUCUGCGCAUGAAGCAGACGCUGCUGUCGGACAUCACUUUACCCUCGGAGGACUCGCUGUGUCCCAUUUGCUGCGCCAAGCCCAUCACCGCCGUUUUUACGCCCUGCAAGCAUCAGUCCUGCAGCGACUGCAUCAUGCAGCACAUGAUGAACUCCAAGGUGUGCUUCUACUGCAAGACGACCAUUCACACGAUUGAAACACUGGAUGGCACGCUCAUCUACUCCAACGAAGAUGUCAUGCAAACGCCCAUGAACGAGCGGGCAUAAGGCGCAAAAAACUCAACCCACCGAAUCGUAAACCAAAGAAAACCCCCAACCAAGUCUAGUCACUGUUAAAAGACAAAACCUGCUACGCUUAAAGUGUAUAAAUGACACACACACACUUACAUACAGAUAAAUUAUUAUUCCUUCAGUUAGAAUAUUAUUUUUGGCUUAGAUGCUUGCAACAAAUAAGUUAAGAUGUGAUAUGCCCCACAAAAUAAAGUGGGCAAAAUAACAAUUGAUUGACAGUAAAUUAAGUAGCACAAAAUAUCAAUUUUAUGAUCUCUGUUUCUAUACCUAUGUAAAUCUCAAUGUCAACUCUAUGCUCAAAGACUAUUUA